Molecule: messenger RNA, 1152 nt
Organism: Colletes gigas
Lineage: Eukaryota; Metazoa; Arthropoda; Insecta; Hymenoptera; Colletidae
Product: retinol dehydrogenase 14
Exons: 5
Coding region: 126-1121 (331 amino acids)
Source: RefSeq, a predicted model, not a curated record
CCGUCUGGUCACGUCACGUAUCGCAAUGUCAGUAUAGAGACAACGCUCUAACAGGAAAGAUACACGCAUCUUUUACGUAGCAUCUUUCAACCAGUUUUAAUGACAAUUUGGUAGUAAUUAAUAUCAUGCUACCGAAGAUAGUGUCUUGCACGACGCUGUGUUACUUGGCCGUAGCCUCGUUACUCGUUGCGCUUCUGCUACUCCUGGCGGUGUACUUUUACGCGCAGUACACUUUGGGGAUUUGCAAGAGCAAAAAGAAAAUGGACGGGAAGACUGUGAUAAUCACUGGUUGCACUUCUGGUAUCGGGAAGGAGACCGCGAGAGACAUAGCGAGGAGAGGUGCUAGACUGAUCAUGGCCUGCCGAAAUAUGGAGGCCGCGAACAAAUUCAAAGAAGAACUAAUAAAAGAAUCUGGCAACAACAACAUAGUCGUCCGAAAGCUCGAUUUGUCGUCGCUUUCCUCGGUGAGAGAAUUCGCCCAACAAAUAAAUCGCGAGGAGAACAGGUUGGACGUGUUAAUUCACAAUGCUGGCACUGCAGAGGUGUUCAGGAAGAAAGUUACAGAGGACGGUUUGGAGAUGACUAUGGCAACGAAUCACUAUGGUCCAUUUUUGCUUACGCACCUCUUAAUCGAUCUGUUGAAGCGGUCGAAGCCAAGUCGCAUAGUUGUCGUCGCUUCAGGAUUGUACGUUCUAGCGAGAUUGAACUUGAACGAUGUAAAUCCAACGACAACCAUGCCUGGGUAUUUGUAUUACGUUUCUAAAUACGCGAAUAUCGUAUUCGCGUUGGAGUUGGCGCGACGUCUCGAAGGUUCCGGCGUGGCCGCCAAUUGUUUGCAUCCCGGACUAAUGAGCACCGGGAUCUGGAAGAACGUUCCUCCGCCAGUCUCGUGGGUGUUGAAUUUCAUACUGAACACGUUCUGUAAAACGCCUGUGCAAGGCGCCCAAACAACCAUACACGUUGCCGUUUCCGACGAGCUCGAUGGAACUUCUGGCAAAUACUUCUCGGAUUGUCACGAACAGGAACUCUUUCGCCACGUGAAGGACCCGUCAAAAGGCAAAAAGUUCUGGGAGCUUAGCGAAACGAUGGUGAAACUGCAACCAACGGAUCCAAAAAUUUAGAAUUUUCUUCUAUCUUUUUUUUACUCGCGUA